Messenger RNA from Penicillium daleae, 819 nucleotides. Its product is annotated as sulfotransferase family protein. The record is from RefSeq and is a predicted model, not a curated record. Bases 1 to 819 code for a protein of 272 amino acids. Lineage: Eukaryota; Fungi; Ascomycota; Eurotiomycetes; Eurotiales; Aspergillaceae. The transcript is spliced from 3 exons.
AUGGAAGGGUCUACAGAACAGAAACGGUGGAGGGAUCCGUUCGCUGGGGAGCCACCUACCGACCCAACCCGCACUCUACAGGUGAUCGCGGCUGGAUUGCCUCGUACUGGGACAAUCUCGCUCACACUCGCUUUAUCAUGGGCUCUUCACGGCGAUGUCUGCCAUGGGGGUUCAGCCUGCCUUAGAGGGAAAGAGCAUAUCAUCAAAGGAUGGACGAAAGUUCUGGACCCAGGGAAAAGUGUUUCACAAGAAGAGGUCGAUAACACAUUGAAGGAGUUGCUAGCCGGAUAUGUUGCCACUACCGAUGCUCCAGCGAUAUUCUUUGUCGAAGAACUAGUUCGGCUCUAUCCAGAUGCAAAGGUCGUUUGUACAAUCCGCGAGCCCAAUAGGUGGUGGGACAGCUACCAAGAGCUCAUCAACACGCUUGACAAUCCAUUUUUUAUCUUGCUACAGCUGGUUCAGCCCACGUUGAGAUACUCGUUAGCGUGGAAACUGGCAAUUCUGAAGCGAAGAAGAAAAAUCUACCCCCCAGAAUUCGAGCCUUUGGGUCCUCAUUUCAUGGAGAUUCACUCGGAGUAUCUAAAGCGAGUUGUGCCCGAGGAUCGCCUAUUUUUCUUCAAUAUGAAAGAUGGUUGGGAGCCGCUGUGUCAAUUCCUGGACGUCCCAGUGCCUGAUCGGCCUUUUCCUCAAGUGCAUGAUAGAGCCUCGAUGAAAUCUAGCUGGGCACCUUAUUGGUGGAGAGGCGCUGCGAUAUGGAUGGGAAUUCUGGCAGCGGGUUACGGGCUGAGCAAAGCUGUAUCCUAUGCUAGAGCGCACUGA